AAGAAAUUGAAAAAAGAGAGUGAUUGGAUCCAAAAAUCAAAUCGAAACCAGCAAGCACAUAAAGUUAUUGUAGAAGCAUAAACAUGGCAGAGGCUGCGAUCACAUGGAUGAUACGAGAUCUCGAGAGCUUGCAUGUUACAUGUACAAAAUGCUUGGAGAGGUUAGUCAUCAAGAGCAAAAUUGAAGAGUUGAAAGAGAUGUUGGAUUUCUUGAGAGGCUUGAAAUUGGAAGAGAAGAGCAGGCUAGAAGAUUUAACAGCUGACUUGGUCGAAUUGGCUUACAAGGUCAUGGACGUGGACGUUUCCUGUUACGCGCUCAAGGACCUCCAAGAUAAGAUCAAGGCGACAAAGAUGCGGAUGAAAAACUUUGGAGCCGAUGAGGAAAACAUUGGAGACAAAGAAGCAGACGAAGUUGUGGUCAAAGAAAGUUAUUGUAGAAGCUUAAGCAUGGAGGAGGCUGCGGUUUUAGGGAUGAUAGAAGAUCUCAAAAGUAAGGAUGGCUCGAAGAAAACGAUGUUAGAGGGCAAAAUUGCGGAGCUUACACAUUUGCUAGAUUUCUUGAGAGACUUGAAAGUGGAAGAGAGGAGAAGGCUAGAAUAUUUCAUUGCUGACUUGGUCCAGUUGGCUCAAGAUGUCAUGGACUUGGAAGUUGUAGAUUCCGAGUCCAAAAUUACAUAUGAGUUCCUUGUUGAUGAUAUCAACAAGACAAAGAUACGGAUGAUAAAAAUUGGAGCUGGUGAGAAAAAUAUUGGAAACGAUCAAGAAGACAAAGAUGAAGAAAAAGACGAAGAUGAAGAAGAAGAUGAGGAAGAAGAUGAAGAAGAAGCCGAAGAAGAAGACGAAGCUGAAGAUGAAGAAGAAGACGAAGCUGAAGAUGAAGAAGAAGAAGAAGUGGAAGUGGAAGUGGUGGGGUUGGAGAAACACAUUAAGCAGUUGCUUGAAAGAGCGAUUUUAAGAACAUUUGAUCACCUACAGGUUUUUUUAAUAAAAGGCAUGAUUGGUAUCGGGAAGACAACUCUCGCCAGACAAUUGUACAAGGCCGGGGCUAGCCAUUUCCAGUGUCAUGCUUGGGUACGCAUUUCUAGUGACACGACUAAUAGAGAGAUACUUAUGAAACUUAUAAAGCAAAUGGUGGUACGAUAUGUAAAACCCGAUUCACCAUUGGAAGAAAUGGACAACCGAAGUCUCCUACGGAUGCUUCACAGGCACCUGCGACUAAAUAAUUCAUAUUUCAUUGUUUUGGACAAUAUGCUGGAAGAAACGGAUUUGAAGUACAUAAUGAAAGCUCUUCCAUCUCGAGACUCUGAUGGAAGCAAAUCGACGUUGCUGUUAACAAGCCGCUAUGAGAUUACAAACAUCACUGUCAAUUAUACUCAUGUGAUGAAGGCUUUGGAUUCUGACAAGAGCUGGCAAUUGUUUUUGAAAACAGUUAAUAAAAUUACAAGUGAUGUGAAUAAAUUCUCAAAGGAGUUGGAGAGGAAGGGCAAAGAGAUGCUGAAAAAAUGUGGGGGUUUGCCGUUAGCUAUAAGAGAUGUUGCCAGGCAGAAAGCAAAACAAAGACUUUCAGGUAUGGAAUGGGAAGAAAUUUUUGAUUCAAUUGAUUUGAGUGAAUCGUUGAAGUUAUUGGAACCGAUGUAUCAUGAAUUGGAAGACAGUGUCAAGCCACAUUUCUUGUAUUUGUCCUUUUUCAAGGAAAAUGCAAUAAUGAGAGAAGAAAAGUUGGAACAGAUUUGGGCGGCAAAUGGAUUACAUUUUGUACAAGUUACAUGGAUUUUUGCUCAUCGAUCGAUUCUUGAAGUUGUGAAGCAGCACUAUUUCAAAAAAAGGUGUCGCCUCAAUCUUCUAUUACACAUGAUAUCAAUCAAAAAAGCAGAAGAGGAAAUGGGCUUAGAGAUCUUAAGGAGCAAUGGAAACAAUAGGCCCUCUCCCUCUCAGAGUGCCCGCCAUCGUAUUAUCUGUUGUGACAGAGACAAAUUUAAUCAUUUCAUGAAUGAAGAUAGCAAACAACUUAUUUCUCUCAUCUUCCAUGGAGGUGGUAGCUACUUGGACAACACGAGCUCGUCUUAUUGGGAGGGUUUUGAAUCACUCAAAAUACUUGACAUGGAAGAUUUUGGGGUGAAGACUUUAUCAGAAGCAAUCGGUGCGUUAGUUAAGUUAAGAUACUUGGGAUUGAGAAACAAUUACAUACAAGAGAUCCCAUACUCGUUGGUGCAUCUAGAAAACCUUGAAGUUCUUGAUAUAGCACAGAACUUUAUGGUGAAGGUGCCAAAUAUUAUAUGGCCAAUGAGCAACCUUCGUGAUCUCCACAUGUCUAAUGUGAUUUUCCGGAAGCCUUUGAAAGUAGAUGUGCUACGGAAUUUGGAGACCCUAGCAUACAUCUCGAUUCAUGAUUGGACAUAUGAGGACCCGAGCUUCAGGAUGAAACUCCGAAUGUUGGGCAUUGAAGAUGUUGAUGAAAAGUCGGAUGUGGGCAAGCUUUUUGCAUCACUAGCUAAGUUUCCGAACAUUGAUGUACUUUCUGUAAGAGGGUUUCGUUUUAGAAGUAUGCCGUGUUUGGAUGAAAUUGGUGUUAUAGGAAGACUGAAGGUACUAAAACUAGAUGGGCGCAUAGGCAGGCUACCAAGUGCAGAUGAUCUACCUCAAGAGAUUGAGUACAUAGCUUUGAUAAAUACUUGUCUUGAUGAAGACCCCAUGGAAAUAUUAGAGAAGCUCAGUUCCCUAAGCCAGCUCAAACUGCGAAAUGCAUACACCGGUAAGGAUAUGGUGAUCCAACAAGGCGGAUUUCCCAGGCUCGAUGCGCUUUGCAUCAAUGAAUUGUGGAAUCUUAGAGAGAUAUACGUUGGUAUUUAUGGAAUGUGGAGUCUCAGGAAACUAGAAAUCAAUAACUGUCCACAUCUGGAGACACUCCCGCACCGGAUUCGGUGGUUGUCUAAACUGCAGAAGUUUAAGAUGGUAACAACCAAACACAUUGCAACAGAUAUCAGACAUUCAGGUUUCACCAACAAUGUUUUGGAGGAGGAAAUCGAUCCAUAAUUUGAAGUUGAUAUAUAUAUCUGGUAUUCUGGUUAGUUGCAUGUAUUUUUCUCUUCUUUAGGUUUAUGUUCCCUUUGUUUAUUUGUAAAUAAUUGGUGUAUAGUCUUCGUAGACAAAAUACAUUAGAAAGAUACAAGUUGAAGAAGGUGCGAUGUCGACCGAUACGUGUACCUUGACGAGUAGAGAGAUAGAGGCUGAACUCACCAGCUCGGCCACUUCUUCACCAAUGCCGUCGCAAAGUUCAUGAACCACAGUAUCUUGAAGAUUUUGUCUACGAUUGCUUCCUCAAUUUAUCCUUUAUUUUGGUAUCUCAUUAGCUUCCAUGUAUCGAGUCGAGCAUAAUUAUAAGUUUCAUUCCAGGUUUUUUUUAGGUUCUUUCCCUGAAUGUGAAAGUGAGUCGAACUGCAUAGAUGUAAAUAAGUAUAAAUAGAUGUCAUCAAUCACGAUGUGCAAGUACCAUAUAUAUUUAUAAUAUGUGUGGUACAAAAAGAU
Molecule: messenger RNA, 3524 nt
Organism: Salvia hispanica
Lineage: Eukaryota; Viridiplantae; Streptophyta; Magnoliopsida; Lamiales; Lamiaceae
Source: RefSeq, a predicted model, not a curated record